AUGGACACCUCCUAUAACGCUGCUGUGAAGGAAUUCCUGCGCUACCGAAGAGAGCUCCUUGCGAACAGCAUCGAAUCUGGAGAAUUCCAACAUUUGGUGUUUCCCCGGGACUUCGCAUCAGUCCCCAUCGUUCUCCUCGCUCUGUUUAUCAAGUGGCCUUGCAAUGGCCCUUUCAAAUAUACAAGACAUCUACUUUACUUCUAUUCCCUAUACUUGAACGUAUAUGUCAUUAUACACUGCCGGUCUUUAAUGGUCUUGGGUGGUUACGGCGUCGGGCUGAUAUUCUCCUGGCUCAGCAUAUGGAGUGCUGCCUUGCUCCUGUUCAACGAUGUGCAGGGGAGUUUUAAGAGGAUUGAACGGUCCUUUGUGCCACUUAAAGCUGUGAAGUCGGAUUUGCCUAAUGAACUGAAUGAGAAACUAGGCUCUGAUUCGGCCGGAUUAAGGAUUACUCAAAACCAGUCCAACUAUACCCAUGGGCAGGCGAAUGGCACGACGACUAGUGGCAAGCUGGUGCAGCGGUUUAGAUGGCAAGGCUAUCCAAAGUCUCUGGGUCAUCGGUUCAGCUGGAUCAUCGAUGUUUUCCUCAGUCACAGGGGACCUCACUGGAACUGGAGGCCAAAAGACUUCCCGCCUCUCCCUAAACAAGUGCAGUCCCAGCUUGCUCGUGACAAAGACACAGAACUUAGUGAAGAUGAGCUUUGGGAAGAAGAUAACAGGGCCAACCUAAUGGCUACCCUCUGUAGAACGCUGGUCUAUUACUUCUGUCUCGACUUAUUGAAAGUUAUAGUAAUAAGGGAUCCGUACUUUGUGGGCUACAUCGACAGCCCGCCACCCCCUUUUCUGGACUUCUGUGGAUUCCUUGCACCUAUGGUAGCCCGUCUUUACCGUUCCACCGUCAACGGUAUGGCCGUCUAUUUUGCAGUAGUGUUCCCUACAUCACUCUCUGCAACUGUCUUUCUUGCCAUCUCCCGAACACCGCUUCGAUUCAAGACGAGAAUACCAUUCGAAGCUUCGUUUCUUUACCCGCCAUACUUCGGGGACCUCCUGUCUUCUAUUUUGGACAGAGGAUUGAUAGGACUAUGGGGUACAUGUUGGCAUAAGCACUUUCGGGCUGGGUUUUUGGCCCCGGGUAAUUGGGUCAAGUCUGUGGUUUUUCUCAAGCUCAAUGGAGGGAUACAAUGGCCACCAUUGAUAUUCUGGGGCCUUCAGGUUUUCAUCUCUUUUACCUUGAGUGGAAUUGUGCAUUUUGCAGGCAGCUAUACUCAGAUGGCCCCGACAAACCCGUCGAGGCAGUUUCUAUUCUUCGCACUCCAGAUCGUUGGUAUCUUUUUACAGGUGCUUAUCGAGAAGCUAUCCAAACGAUUGAUGCCUUUCGAGGUUCCGUUGUGGCUAAAACAGUUAUCAAAGGGCACGUUUGUUUUUGUCUGGAUGGCUUGUUCUAGCCCUCUGCUUUGUGAUGACUUCGUGAUUGGGAGAGUUUGGGUAGAAGAGCCGGUGCCCUAUAGCCUAAUUCGUGCUAUGGGGUUCGCUACAGGAACCGGUGGUGCGAUGCGCUGGGAAGCUGAGCCCAUACGAUGGUGGGGGGGAGAAAGAUGGUGGGAGCGAGGUAUAAUUUUGUAG
Microsporum canis CBS 113480 is the source of this 1620-nucleotide messenger RNA. RefSeq lists its product as hypothetical. The record is from RefSeq and is a predicted model, not a curated record. The coding region runs from base 1 to 1620 and encodes 539 amino acids. The transcript has a single exon. Lineage: Eukaryota; Fungi; Ascomycota; Eurotiomycetes; Onygenales; Arthrodermataceae.